Molecule: messenger RNA, 996 nt
Organism: Hirsutella rhossiliensis
Lineage: Eukaryota; Fungi; Ascomycota; Sordariomycetes; Hypocreales; Ophiocordycipitaceae
Product: methyltransferase domain-containing protein
Exons: 5
Coding region: 1-996 (331 amino acids)
Molecular function (GO): methyltransferase activity
Source: RefSeq, a predicted model, not a curated record
AUGGCGACUCGACAGACGGCAAGCGGGGAUGGCCCGGACAGCAAGACAAGCGUGGGCCUGCGGAACUUCCAGUUCACCUUCAACUGCUCGUCCAUGUCGUGCGGAUCGAGCCGCUGCAUCGAGGCCGAGGCGAUGCCCGAGCAAAUAAGAGAGUCGUCGGUGUCUCUAUCCGAGAGCGUGCAAACCUUUCCCGAGGAGUUUGGGCGCACCUACCACGCUUAUCGCGCGGGCUCCUACGCAUUCCCCAACGACCUCCCAGAGCAAGAGCGAUUGGCACUACAGGGCGAGGCGCUGAAGAAGCUCUUUGACGACAGGCUCUUCUUUGCCCCCCUCUCUCAGUCAACGCCCCCGCGGACCAUUCUCGACGUGGCCACGGGCGUCGGCGACUGGGCCAUUCAGAUGGGCGACCUGUUCCCAGACUCGGAAGUCAUCGCCACCGAUCUGUCGCCCAUCCAGCCCAAGCAGGUGCCCCCAAACGUCAACUUUUACGUCGAGGACUCCUCGGACCCGUGGGAAUACUCGCAACGGUUUGACUUCAUCCACACGCGGGCCACGGCCGGUUGCUGGGCCUCGUUCGAAAAGCAAGUCGCCGAGCAAGCCUUUGCCACCCUGGAGCCUGGUGGCUGGUUUGAGUCACAGGAAAUGGACAGCGUUGUGGCAUGCGACGACGGGACUCUGGACCCCGAUGGGCCUAUGGUCCGGUGGUUUCAAGAGCUGACCAUGGCGGGACAAAGGUGCGAUCGUUCUUUUGUGCUCGGCGCCACGCUCAAGGAGGUGUACGAGCGCGUUGGCUUCGUUGAUGUGCAGCAGCGCAUUUUCAAGAUCCCAAUCAAUGGAUGGGCCAAGGAGGAGCGGUUCAAGGAGCUGGGGCGCAUGUGGGAGAAGAAUAUUGGCACGGGCCUGAGCGGCUUCUCUUUCAGACUGUUCAACCGAGCCUAUGGCCGGAGCCCCGCUGAGAUUGAGGUGAGCUUUGAUGCCGAGCAUGCUGCUUCUUGA